AUCCACCCAAACCAUGUCCCCUGCCACGAAAGUUGCGGCGAUGCUGGUGAUGGCGGCUACUGCUGCUGGCGUUGUAGCUGGAGAGAUCCCAAAGUCGCUCUCGAGCGAGCAUGACAGGAUUGUCGUGUCGCAUCGCCCUCAAGGAGCGACAUCAGCUGCCUUCCAGCUCCACUACUUCUGCCUCCAGGGCCUUGGCGAACUCCCUCGCCUCAUCCUUGAGAUCUCGCAGACCCCAUAUGACAGCGUGAUGUACUUCACCACCAAGGAGUACAAGUCCUUUGCUCCUUUCGGUCAGAUGCCCGUGCUGCAUGUGAAGAAGGACGACGGGUCAGAGGCUUGGCUGGCACAGUCAGGUGCCAUCGUGCGGUACCUGUCGAAGAAGCUGGGGCUCUCCGGGGCGACGGAGGAGGAGGAGAGCAUGGUGGACAUGGUGUUCGAGGGCUCGAAGGACAUCAUGGGCAAGAAACCAGCAGUCCAUGAAGCUGUUGAUAGUGACAGUACCGAUGCUCAACGUCUCCGUAUGUAUCUUGAGAAGAGCGAGGGUCUGCUGGGGUCGAAGCAGUACUUCGUCGGGGACAAGCUGACGUACGCCGACGUCGGGAUGUUCCACGCGCUCUACACCCUACAGGAGGUGGGAGACAAGUACCUGGACCGGGCAGGAUACAAGUCUCUCUCUGCCUUCGUCACCCGCAUGGCCUCGCUGCCGAGCUUGUCGGCCUACCUGUCGUCGGAGAGGCGCGUGCCGCUGACGGAGAAGGAGCUCGGCAAGGGGUCGGACAAGUACAUCUACACGCGCGAGCUGCCGGAGGGCAUGAUCAGAGAGGAGGGCAAGAAGGAGCUCUGA
Messenger RNA from Guillardia theta CCMP2712, 844 nucleotides. RefSeq lists its product as hypothetical. Gene Ontology annotation, biological process: glutathione metabolic process. The transcript has 4 exons. Lineage: Eukaryota; Cryptophyceae; Pyrenomonadales; Geminigeraceae. The record is from RefSeq and is a predicted model, not a curated record. Bases 14 to 844 code for a protein of 276 amino acids. Gene Ontology annotation, molecular function: glutathione transferase activity.